Messenger RNA from Pseudopodoces humilis (Tibetan ground-tit), 4019 nucleotides. RefSeq names its product 2',3'-cyclic nucleotide 3' phosphodiesterase (gene CNP). Gene Ontology annotation, cellular component: cytoplasm; membrane. Gene Ontology annotation, molecular function: 2',3'-cyclic-nucleotide 3'-phosphodiesterase activity. Gene Ontology annotation, biological process: cyclic nucleotide catabolic process. The record is from RefSeq and is a predicted model, not a curated record. NCBI's taxonomy places the organism in Eukaryota, Metazoa, Chordata, Aves, Passeriformes, Paridae.
GCUUCCCCGCCGCGCCGCUCCGCACCGGCGGCCGCCCCGGAGCCGCUGCCCUCACCAUGAACAAAGGCUUCUCCAAGAAGAGUCACACUUUCCUGCCUAAAAUAUUUAGAAAAAUGUCUACUCAAUCAGCAAAAGAGAGACCUGAGAGUUUGCAUUUCCCAUUCCUGGAUGAUGAAGAUACCAUCUCCACACUCAAAGAAUCCAAAACCUUUUUCAUCCUCCGGGGCCUGCCUGGCAGCGGGAAGUCCACCCUCGCCCAGGCCAUCCACGAUCGGUACAAAGACGCCUGCAGGGUCAUCUCUGUUGAUCACUAUAAAAUCACACCUCUAAUAAGAAGCACCAUUCCUGAAGAGUACUCCAAGGUGGAUGAGGAUCUAGUUGACUAUUGCAAACGGGAGAUCAGCGUCAUCGUUUUGGAUGACACUCACCAUGAGCGGGAACGGCUGGACCAGCUCUUUGACAUUGCCGACAAGUACCGGUACAAAGUCAUCUUUGCCGAACCCAAAACCCCGUGGCGCUUGGAUUGUCCCCAGCUAAAGGACAAGAAUCAAUGGAAACUAACUGUGGAAGAGCUGAAGAAGAUGAAGCCAAGCUUGGAGAAGGAAUUCCUCCCCAUGUAUUUUGGGUGGUUUUUGAGCAAAAGAAGUUCGGAGAUCCUGAGGAAGGCUGGCCAGGCAUUCUUGGAUGAGCUUGGGAGUCUCAAAGCCUUCAAAAAGGAGAGUAAAUACUUUCCUUCUGCUAUCGAAGAUCCCAAAAUAAAAAUAGAUCUCACCAGCUACUUUGUGAAGAGGCCACCUGGGGUCCUGCACUGCACCACAAAAUACACUGAGUUUGGAAAAGCAGCUGGAGCCGAGGAAUAUGCGCAGCAGGAAGCCGUGAAGGCUUCCUACGGCAAAGGCUUCACCCUCUCCAUCUCGGCGCUGUUCAUCACCACAAAGACUGUCGGGGCUCGCAUCGAGCUGAGCGAGCAGCAGCUGCUGCUCUGGCCCGGGGACGCCGACAAGAUCCUGCCCACGGACAACCUCCCGCGGGGCAGCCGCGCUCACAUCACCCUCGGCUGCGCCAACGGCGUCGAAGCCGUCCAGACCGGGCUCGACCUGCUGGAGUUUGUGAAGCUGGAAAAGGCAGGGAACAAAGGGGAGCAAGUGGGGGAAAUCGGAGGAGGGAAACUGCUGUAUUUUGAUAACGGUAUGUGGAUGCUUGUCCUGUCUAAAAAGAUUGAUGUGAGGGCGAUAUUUUCGGGAUACUAUGGGAAGGGAAAACUUGUGCCAACGCAGAGCACCAACAAACGGGGCUCUGCCUUUAGCUCCUGCACCAUCAUCUAGGAGCACAGGCAGGGCAGCUCCUUGGUUUGUUUUUAUAAGGCAAGUAACUCCUGUAACCUUAAAAGUGUAAAGAGAAAUAAUUCUACCGUUACUAAAGUAAACCCUCCUGCCCACCCCAGCGUGAAGCCUCUGGGGAGUUAUUGGCCUCAGAAAAGGAAGAAAACAAGCAACUCCUGACUGAAAUUGUCAUGGAUUUUAAUACGAGUUUUGGAGGGAACCAGCUGGGGUGUCCUGCUUGUUUUCUUCCUUGGAGAAAGAUCAACUCUGGGGCUUUUAUCGCUUCCCUCUGAACCACAAUCGUUCGAUCUUUACCUGUUGGCACUGACCAAAGCCUGUCAGUCGCUGGUCUGAAGCCAAGGGAACUGCAGGAUGUCCCUCCCCUCCCACACCCAGGGACUGACGUUGGCCAUUCUGGGUCAGAACCAGCAAGACCCAGGCGUGGGUCACUCCUGUCAGGAGUCCUGUCCUUACCAAGGGUUUGGCCCCUAAGGACAGACCUCGCUGAGGGCAGCAGGUCCUGGCAGCCCGAAUCGCAGGCCAGUCCCGCAGCUGCCCAGUGGGCUCCAUCCCAGCUCCUGUCCCUCACAGCAGAGAUGCUCUGGGGACAGCCAGGAGGAGGGCACUGUGCCAGGUUAUGUCUUAAAGACACCAACCAUGAACUUUGGGGAAAUCAAGUGAAACAACAGGACAGGGAGCCAAUUCCUGCAAAGCAGCUCCAGCCCCUUCCUUCCACCUGGGCUGGACCAAGAACCAUCCCGCGUCCUGUAGGGAACAAUCCUGCUUUGGCAGGGAGUGGAAGAGAUGAACUAACAUCUUUUCCAUCUUAUUUGAUAUAAACUAAAAUCAUGUCUGAAGUACAACUGGACUUCAUGCAAGAUUUUACUCCCUCUAAUGCACUUGAAUGUUAAGAGUUAGGCUGGAGUAACCCCGUAGUGUAGGAAGUGGAGGCACCGUAACCGUGUAACUCAUGUCUGCUUGAACCUAAACCCUGGCUGGAAGUUACUGACCCAGCACUUUCGUCAUUAAAUCUGUUUUAUUGAAACUUGGGUUUGUGCUGUGCCGGGCCCUGGCCCAGCAGGGCGGUGGCUCCUGGGCAUGGUUUAACACAAAGCUCCACUAACAGCCCCAGGUAAGGUCCCAGCUCGACCUCCUGCUCUGGCUCAGGGUCUGGGGAGCAGCAGAGUGACAUUAACCCACACUAACACUGUAAAUACUGACUGUGUUUGAGGCGUGGGCUGGGCUGGGGCAGAGCUCACCCCGAGCCCACUGUUGCUGGGGCAAGGAGCAUUUCUUCUCUGACUGUUGAGGCCAAAAGCAGGGAGAGCUUUGGUGCUUUUCUGGUACCGAACACUCUACCAUGAAAGCAAAAUACUUCCUGCUGUUCAGAAGCAAAGGAUAAGAAUAAAUUCUCAUUAUAACAUAAAAUAGCGAGCUACAAACCCACCCAGAGCACCUGUGACCCUUCAUGGAGAAACCCCUCUGAGCUUCUGCACUGGCAGCAGCCGAGUGCCCAACGCUCAGCCAGGGCCGCUCCUGACAGAACCUCCAGGGUUUGUUCCACCAAAGCUCUACAAGGUAUUUGCCAGCACCUGCUCAGGGGCCGGCUGAGCCCACUCCCCCAGCGCCCAGAUCGCUCCAGCACUGGAAUCAACAGCUGGAAUAUCUCCUUCAUCUGCCUGUUCAAGAACAACAGUGACACUGUCGUUGUUUGAGUUUUUAUUAGUUUGUACAUCAUAUACAGUUUAUAAUAAAGUAAAACCGAUUGCAUAUGAGUCUGCUCAGGCUGAUUUCCCAUACAAACACGGCAUCAGGAGUUCUGCUAAGGAAGUAAACAACAAAUAUUCACAUUUUUACCAUUCACAUCCUAGAAAGGUCGAAGAGGGACAGUUGGUACCGAUGCGGAGCCCGGCUGGAAGAGGAUGAGGAGUUUGGCAAAGCAAUGAGACAGCGAUUGCUCCAUGCAAUUCCCCUUUCCUCCCAGGGAAAGGUUGAGCUAUGUACACUGAGGUAAACAUUCCGAAUUCCAAUUCAGAUAAAUACGGCAGUGCAGGGACAAGCUCCUCUCCAAGUGGCUUCGCAUCGGUGCCUGGAUUUGUCCUGACUAUUCCGCAAUGCUGUGACACUCGUGCACUGUGGGGCUCUGGGUGCUCCCCCACGGCCCCUCGGAUGCCACCUCACACCACACUGGUCACAGGAGCCAUUAGGGGACAGGGGGACAGGGCUGGGCAGUUGGACAGGCUGGGAUGGCAGCCGGGCUGCUCGUCCCGCUGGCUCGGGGCUCCCCACGGAUCCUGCCCUCCUGGGCCACCCCCAGAGCUCCAGCUCGGGCACGGUGUCCCAGCUGCCAGCAACAGACCAGAGCUGUCCCUCCAAGCUCAGAUCUGGGUCAGGGAAAGUGCCCAGCACUGCUCCAAGAAGGGAUAACCCCAUCCACAAUGGUGGGAAUGAGGAGAGCGGGGCCUGGCCAGGAAGGCCAAAGCAUUUCACAUCGGCUCUCACAAUCACACAGGGACCCAGAAUGGCCUCACAGAGCCAGGGACAGGGACAGCCACCAGCUAUUGCCACCUACCCCUGCCACAGCCCUGCCACAGCCACCCAGGGACUAGCACUGCUCCAGGGACACGGGUGGGUACAGCACACAGUUGUCCUGUUCCCUAGGGAAGAGGAGGGGAGAGGACAAGGCACGAAUUUAAA